AGGGUGCUAUAGGAAUUUGUUACUUCUAUAGUUAUUAAACUGUUCUCACAUUUUUUUUUCUCUCAGAAUGAAUAUCAUCAAUGACAUGCUGACAAUAACAAAUGCCUCCAGAGAUCAAAUACAGAAAGCCUUUAAGCACCCUGCCCCUACCCCCUCUUCUAGCCCUGUCCCUGAGGCAUCACCCCCAGCCCCGUUCACACAGGCUGGCCCCUCCACAUACACAGCCGAGCAGCAGCAGAUGAUUCAACAGUUUGCAGCUCAGUCAGGCAUGAACCACGAAUGGUCCAUCAAAUGCCUCGAACAAAAUGGUUGGAAUUAUGAGAAAUCUGGAGAAUAUUCCUGCAAUUUGGAGGCACAAUAUAUAAUAUUUGUGCCUAAUCACACCAAUUAA
This is a messenger RNA of Saccostrea cuccullata (small rock oyster), 391 nucleotides long. Its product is annotated as nuclear RNA export factor 1-like. Gene Ontology annotation, biological process: poly(A)+ mRNA export from nucleus. The record is from RefSeq and is a predicted model, not a curated record. The transcript is spliced from 3 exons. Gene Ontology annotation, cellular component: nucleus. NCBI's taxonomy places the organism in Eukaryota, Metazoa, Mollusca, Bivalvia, Ostreida, Ostreidae. Gene Ontology annotation, molecular function: RNA binding; protein binding. The coding region runs from base 68 to 391 and encodes 107 amino acids.